AUGGUUGAAUUAUGCAUGAAAUGAAAGAGAAAAGAAAAGAAAAAAGAAGAAGAAGAAUAAUUUUGUGAAAUUAAUAGCAAUGCAGAGAGCUGGGAUGAGUCAUAAAUCAGCACCAUCACAGGAUCCAAGUUGUCAGAAUUUUAUAACUUAUACAGUCAGAAAUGGACCUGGAAAAGUUGUGGGACUUGUCUGUACUUUUAUUCUAAGUCAUCUUUUACAUCAUCUUCUUAGACCUUUGUCUCAACCUCGCAUUGCUUCUGAUAUUCUUAUAGGAUUGCUAAUUGGAAAUAUACCAUGGAUACGCGAUUCUUUCGACGAAAAAUUCAUAACGACUUUAAACUUCGUAGCAGAAUUCGGAAUGAUUUGCUACAUGUUCGUACUCGGAAUGGAAAUGGAUCCAUAUGUAAUCUUUAGACCACCAACUCAACCUGCUAUAAUAGCCUAUGCAGGAAUGAUCUCCACAUUCAUAUUAGCUUCAAGCAUAACCCCAUUUAUGCAGUACACUAAACAACCGGACAUCGGCUUUACCCUUUCCCUCUCGAUCACACUCUCGGGCAGCGGCUCACAUAUUCUAACUCGGAUCAUUACCAAUCUCAAAAUCGGAAAAUCAGACAUCGGAAAGCUCGUUAUAGCAGCCGGAGUACAUUCCGAUAUGAUUACGAUGCUUUUGGUCUGUGUCGGUUUUCUUUUUAUUCCGCCGUCAAGCAGAGUUCAUGAUCCUUCAGCUAGACUUACGAAGGCGAUAACGAUGACUGCUGCAUUGAUACUUCAAACGAUUUUCGCUGCAAAAGUUUCACCGAUUUUUAUGAACUGGGUGAACAAUGAAAACCCUGAAGGCAAACCUAUGAAAGGCUCACAUUUAGUACUUUCCAUUGCUUUUAUGGUUAUGGUAUGUGCAGCCUCACCAAUUUACGGAUAUAACCCUAUUCUAAGUGCAUUCAUGGCUGGAAUAUUUCUGCCAUGUGAGGGUAGAGUGUCAAAAUGGGCAGUUGGUAAAAUUAAUUAUCUGUUGACAACUAUUUUUUAUCCACUUUUCUUCUUCUGGAUGGGCUAUCAUGCUAAUCUCCACAAAAUCGAUUUCUACAAUAUCGAAGGAUAUGAAAGAUUCGGGGUUCUUACAGGGAUAGCAUUGUUCGGAAAACUAGUCGGAACAGUCAUCUGCGGAGCGAUUCUGGGCUAUCAUUGGCGUGAAUCUGCUGAACUUGGAUUGCUUUUGACUGCAAAGGGUCAUUUCCAUGUGUUCUUGGCUAUUCUUGCGAGCACUUACGGAGUAACAGAAACUGAAAUCAGCUGUAUGAUGGUGGUUGUGAUAUUCUUUACUGUUGUACACACUCCAUCAAUUGUAAUGGAAAUCAUACAAAGAGCUAGAAAACUUGCACCGACGCAUCGAAGGGCGCUUCAAUGGCUUGAUCCUGCAAACGAGCUUCGAAUUCUGCUGUGCAUUCACGGACAUCAUAAUGUUGCUUCAUCUGUUAACUUCAUGGAGAUAUCUAAAGGCGCAUCCGACCCUGGAAUUCUCGUUUAUGUCACGGACAUGGUCGAACUGACCGAAGAAAUAGCUGCCACGUUGGUUCAGAACGACGGAAUGGACACGGUGACAGUGACUGAUAAACAAGUAACCGACAUGAGAGAUCAAAUCACUCGGUCCAUCCAAGUUUACGCUAAUGAAAAUGGUGACGGUAUCACUCUCAGAAGAAUGUUAGCUCUUUCAACCUUCAACGGUAUGGCACAGGAUAUCUGCAUUUUAGCAGAAGACUUGAUGAUCUCUUUAAUCAUAUUGCCGUUCCACAAGAACCAACGUUCCGAUGGAACAUUAGACGGUGGUCAUCCUGGAUUCAGAUACGUAAAUCGAAAGAUUCUUAGAAAUGCCCCUUGUUCAGUAGGCAUUCUAGUGGAUAGAGGUCUCGGAUUGGCUGAGAAAAUAUCAACUACGCCGAGAUCCUUCAAUGUAGCAGUCAUUUUCAUCGGCGGAAAAGACGACAGAGAAGCACUAGCAUAUGCAGGUCGUGUUGCUCGACAUCCGGGAGUGAAGCUGACAGUGAUAAGGUUCCUACUUGAUGACAAUUUAGAAAACAUCUCAAGAAGAACAGGUGGAUUUAGAAUAAACCAAGCUGAACAGGAAGCGGAAAUGAAGCUUGACGACGAGUGUUUCGCUCACUUCUACGAAAGAUAUGUGGCAGGCGGGCAUGUUUUGUACAUGGAGAAGCAUCUCGCUAAUUCUGCGGAGACGUAUUCAACGCUGAGAUCAUUUGAAGGGCAGUAUGCACUAAUAAUCGUGGGACGAGGAGGGAGGGUGAACUCGAUAUUGACAGUUGGGAUGAAUGAUUGGCAGCAAUGUCCGGAAUUAGGACCGAUAGGAGAUGUGCUUUCAGGAUCUGGUUUCUCGCAGAAGACGUCGGUUUUGAUCAUCCAACAACAUCACCUUAAAGGAGAUUUGGAGGGAGUGGAUGAUGAUUUCUCUAUAAUGUAAAUGUCUAGUGAGAUAGUUGGAAAUGUUAGGUAGACAACAAAAAAAACCAAAUUACAUGUACACUAUAGUUGGUUUGAAUAGAUAAUGCAAUUGAAGCUAAAGAUUUCACCUACCAA
Mercurialis annua (annual mercury) is the source of this 2586-nucleotide messenger RNA. Its product is annotated as cation/H(+) antiporter 28. Gene Ontology annotation, biological process: regulation of pH; proton transmembrane transport. NCBI's taxonomy places the organism in Eukaryota, Viridiplantae, Streptophyta, Magnoliopsida, Malpighiales, Euphorbiaceae. The coding region runs from base 80 to 2470 and encodes 796 amino acids. Gene Ontology annotation, molecular function: antiporter activity. The record is from RefSeq and is a predicted model, not a curated record. The transcript has 4 exons. Gene Ontology annotation, cellular component: membrane; endomembrane system.